GAAGUUAUGGGCUGGCUACAGGGAGGAGGUGGGGGAUUUAUACUUUGUCUGCUUUACAUCCAAACACUUGAUAGCAGAGCUCCUGACUGCACGAGGUGGACAUAGGUAAGAAAGCAGCAUUCACAAAGAAGAUGACAUCCAGACAUUUCCUACUGAUCCUGUGCAUGAUGGGACCCAUGAGAGAGGCAUUGUCUCUGAAUCUCACAACUCCAUCAGUGGAAUUACAGAACCUCUCAGCUGUGCCCAUGGGUUGCAGUCAGGAUGUACCGUCAAUUUUCUUCUCUCUGUGCGACCUGAAUGCAGCUUGGGGCAUUAUAUUAGAGGCGUUGGCCGGCCUUGGAAUUAUCUGUGCUCUUCUUCUAGCUGUAAUCUUCUUGGCACUAGCACCUUCGGUUAAGAGAGACGAGCGCAAAGGAUCCUUGGGCAUAAACUUUAUGUUCUUGUUUGGUGUCUUCGGCCUGUUCUCUCUUGUUUUCGCCUUUAUCAUUGGACCAAAUAUGGCAGUGUGUGAAGUGAGAAGAUUUCUAUUUGGAGUGCUGUUUGCUCUUUGCUUUGCCUGCCUGGUGGCCCACUCUGUGAGGCUGAACUACCUAGCACUACAUAAUCACGGCCCAGGAGGAGGCUUGAUAUUUUUACUCGCCACUGGACUUUUCCUGGUGGAGGCUGUAAUAAAUGCAGAAUGGCUUCUUAUCACUAAUGUCCGACAUAACCUUCCGUCAACUGUCUCAAUAGGACAUCCUUGUAACAUAGAUAACCAAGACUUUGUCACGUCUUUAGUCUAUGUUAUGUUUCUUAUUCUAGCCUCCCUGAUUAUUCCUUGCCCGGUACUCUGUGGACACUAUUUGCACUGGAAACGCCAUGGCAGGUAUAUUGUGGUAACUGCCUUCCUCUCUCUUUCCAUCUGGGUAAUCUGGAUUGUGAUGUACCUUUAUGGCAAUGGCAAAUUAGGACACCAACAGGCCUGGGAUGACCCUGUUCUUGCCAUUGCUUUAGUGUCCAAUGGCUGGGUAUUCAUUGUCUUUUACUUCAUCCCGGAAAUCCUGGAAAUGACAAGGACGGGGUAUGGAUAUGAGACGGACACACUGAACAUGAUGAAAAGGUUUGAGGAAUGUCCACCGUCUAUCAUUGUAGAGAACAGGGCGUUCACAAUGGAAAACCUGGAGAUGACUGACCAUGUGGAAACUAUAAAAAUCCAAGACAAACUAGUUUCUCCAUACAGUAACUAUUGUGGACUCUAUCCUACGCUGCCAUUAUACCCAUCGCAAGUGGAGACAGUCAACCACGUACCUCUGCCGCGCAUUUCCAUGGAGCCCUGGAGAUACCGACUGUAGGAUUCGGAUACAUCAACAGUGACAAAUACUGAGGAGCUUUAAGCCUCCAGAGUUCAAUUGUAGAGACUUCAGUAAAAAAAAAAAAAAGACCUGAGUUAAGGAGCUGAGUGAAAGCCUGAGGGGGAAAAAACAAAUGAAUUUUAUACACCCGAUGCCAUGUUUUGCUCAAAUUCCUUUAUCAGUUCUGCUUUCCAGAGCUAUAAAUAUUUGAUUAGACAUUACAAUUUAAUCACUUAGUCUGAUUUACUAUUUUCACAAGUUGCCAGCGACUCCCCUUGAGCCUUCAUUAAGUAACCUGUUAA
Messenger RNA from Xenopus laevis (African clawed frog), 1633 nucleotides. It is a transcript of the gene gprc5cl2.L, whose product is annotated as G protein-coupled receptor class C group 5 member C like gene 2 L homeolog. NCBI's taxonomy places the organism in Eukaryota, Metazoa, Chordata, Amphibia, Anura, Pipidae. The coding region runs from base 132 to 1331 and encodes 399 amino acids. The transcript has 4 exons. Gene Ontology annotation, molecular function: protein kinase activator activity; G protein-coupled receptor activity. Gene Ontology annotation, biological process: G protein-coupled receptor signaling pathway. The record is from RefSeq and is a predicted model, not a curated record. Gene Ontology annotation, cellular component: signaling receptor complex; membrane; plasma membrane.